Drosophila eugracilis is the source of this 1920-nucleotide messenger RNA. RefSeq names its product gamma-aminobutyric acid receptor alpha-like. The record is from RefSeq and is a predicted model, not a curated record. Gene Ontology annotation, cellular component: neuron projection; membrane; synapse. Bases 269 to 1789 code for a protein of 506 amino acids. Gene Ontology annotation, molecular function: GABA-A receptor activity; extracellular ligand-gated monoatomic ion channel activity; neurotransmitter receptor activity. Gene Ontology annotation, biological process: regulation of membrane potential; monoatomic ion transmembrane transport; chemical synaptic transmission. The transcript has 5 exons. Lineage: Eukaryota; Metazoa; Arthropoda; Insecta; Diptera; Drosophilidae.
UCACAAUUGUAUCUGUGAAGGACAUGUAACUGAACCAACUCCAUCGGAUCUGCUGUACAUAAAAGCUAUAGAUCCAAGUUUAAUUUUAACCAAAAUACCGAAUAAAACCAAUGAGUUUAGCUCCAGAAUAUUUAAUUCCUUUCGCGUACUACCAUCCAUAAAGCAAAUAGCAAAUAGAUCGACGAACAGAAGUCAAAAUCCGAAAACAAUUAGUUAUUUUUCGGAGAUUUCGAAUCAAAGAAGAGUUCGCCGAAAAGCAUCGGCCGAUAUGUUAAGUCGAAAUAUAUCAUUGAUUUUGGAAAACCUACUGAAGCGCUACGAACAGUCCCAGCUACCCACUCAUGGCCAAGGUGUUCCCACAGUCGUACAAACCAAUAUACUAAUCCGUAGCAUGGGUCCAGUAUCGGAAUUGGAUAUGGACUACUCUAUGGAUUGCUAUUUUCGGCAGUAUUGGCGGGAUAAACGGCUAAGUUUUAAGGGUCCCAUCAAGAGCUUAUCCCUGAGCAUCAAAAUGCUGGAUAAGAUUUGGAGGCCAGACACGUAUUUCUACAAUGGCAAGCAUUCCCAGAUUCACAUGAUUACUGUACCUAAUAAAUUGCUCAGACUGGAUCAAAAUGGUGGGAUUCUUUAUUCAAUGCGCUUAACAAUUAAAGCCACAUGUCCAAUGGAGCUGCAAAACUUUCCAAUGGACAGGCAAUCAUGUCCCCUUGUUAUUGGAAGUUAUGGCUAUAUAAACCAACAGCUAAUCUACGAAUGGAAGAAUCAGGACGAUGCCGUCUCCUUCGUUCCUGGAAUGACUUUAAAUCAAUUUGAUCUUAUUAGCAUGAUGCAUCGAAAUUUUACAACAGUGCGUCGUGAAGGUGACUUUUCAGUCUUGCAUGUUGCAUUUAACCUCAAACGUCAUACUGGAUAUUUUCUGAUUCAGGUAUAUGUACCCUGCAUAUUGAUCGUGGUUCUGUCUUGGGUCUCGUUUUGGAUACAUCGCGAGGCCACCAGUGACAGGGUCAGCCUUUGUGUAACCUCAGUACUGACUCUAUCUACCAUAAGUUUGGACUCACGAACAGAUUUGCCAAAAGUCAAAUAUGCCACCGCCUUGGAUUGGUUUCUAUUGAUGAGCUUUCUGUAUUGCAUUGCUACAUUAUUGGAAUUCGCCGGUGUCCAUUACUUUACGAAACUUGGAAGUGGAGAGAGUCCCCAACUAGAGGAUCAGUGGGAGGACAUCUGCAUAGCUAACUCAUUAUCAGAUCACGGGGCGGAUGCUGAUGGUGACGGUGAUCCCUAUGCAGAUGAGGAGUCCAGUGAUGGCACUGAGAAUGAUGAGAACGAGGGAGGAGCAAGUGAGUCCAAUGACUCGAAAAGCGAAGUCUGUGCUUGCAACAAAAAUGACGGCUUGGGCCUGGAAUAUGAGGUGUCGUUGCAGAAUUCAUUGACCGGUGGUGGUUUUCUCAAGCGGAAUGCCAUUUUUUGUCCCACAUAUAAUGACCCAUCGUAUAUCCUGCCGAAUACCAUGGAGAGAACCACACAAACAGAGCCGCCAGCCGUAUCCCGGUUGCAUCAGAUGUGGAUGUGCCUAAAAAGUGACAACAGUUUCCGGAAACAACGAGAACGCAAUGCUGCGGCCCAGAAAAACGAACAAGGAAGCGCCAAUUGCUAUGUGAAUAGUGUAUCCUUAAUCGAUCGAGUGGCACGUAUUGCCUUUCCCAUGUCCUUUGCAUUUCUCAAUCUUUUGUACUGGUGGGCUUAUGGAAUGUAUAAGAAAGAGUUCUCAUGGUCCAAUAUGAAGUCAUAGACGAGAAAUAAAUUAAUGUUAGUAAAAGUUAUUAGAAAUAUAUAAUAAUUAAAUUUAUUUCAUUGUGUGACAAUAUGGUAAAAUUUGAGGUCUUAGAUCUACAAAUAAAGGUUUUAGAUUUUGUUUUGCGG